Molecule: messenger RNA, 1017 nt
Organism: Huiozyma naganishii CBS 8797
Lineage: Eukaryota; Fungi; Ascomycota; Saccharomycetes; Saccharomycetales; Saccharomycetaceae
Exons: 1
Coding region: 1-1017 (338 amino acids)
Source: RefSeq, a predicted model, not a curated record
AUGUCGAGCAAGUCACGAUCCAGUUCCCACCAUGAUACUAGAGGAUUUUCUGAAAGUCGAAAUAGAGCCAAGGUUACGAUCAAAGAAGAAGCAGAACCGUGCGAACUACAUGACAUAGUAAACUGUAAGAAAUGCCAAAGGGCUGAACAGGAAAGAUUAGAAAACAUAUUGAAACGAUCGAUUUCAAUGAACGCGAUUCCUGGCAGAAAUGCUUCAUCAACAGUUCCAAGAAAGUUGCACAGAUCAUCCUCUCAGACAAGUUGCUACAGUACAGGAUCAACUCAAUCCGUCCCCGUCGAAAUGCAAAACGAUUCCUUCAGUGAAUUGUUAUACUAUUUUUCUUCGCAAAGUCGAGAACGACGGGAUCCUCAUACUGCAAACAUCUUUUGGGAUUUACUUCCGAUCGAAACCAAGCAGGCUUUAAUUAGAAAGAUAAUCAACAACAAGAAACGAAGGAGCAACAAGAAUUUGGUCUACAAUGACUUCCGAAGUUUGCUUCUUUUAAAUGAAACUAACUAUCAACCAUCUACUAGCAAGUGUACUCGAUCAAGACCGGUGUCACUAUUAUCUCCAAAGGAACAAUUGGCUUCUCAACUUAUAGGCCAGCUGUUCGAUAGUAUCAGCUCCGAGAGUGAUCCGGAAUCAGAUGCAUGUUACAUUCCGAACGUUGGGCCUAAUGCCGAACAGCUCGACACUUUUUCAGAUGCUCAAACAGCUUUGGAGAAUAUACGGAUUUGGCGAGACCGUCAAGAAAUUAAUGCAAAAAUAAAAGAAGUCAAUCUGUUGAUUGAAAGGUUUGAGAAAAUGUCUCCCUCACCAACUCCAGCGAGUACCGAUGAUUCCCAGAAGCACAAAACUUUAAGUAGUAACGCACAAGCUGGGAAUUUAGCAAUCCCCAAACAACAGCAACAAAGGCAAAAAACCCAGCUAAAGUUUCUGUUUCAAACGAACCACCCCCAUCAAGACGGAAAGAAGGAUUUCUGGAAACGCUGGCCUCCAAAUCUAAGAAAUUUAUGA